Colletotrichum navitas is the source of this 1956-nucleotide messenger RNA. Its product is annotated as signal peptide peptidase. Gene Ontology annotation, biological process: membrane protein proteolysis. The transcript has 2 exons. The coding region runs from base 95 to 1846 and encodes 583 amino acids. Gene Ontology annotation, cellular component: lumenal side of endoplasmic reticulum membrane; cytoplasmic side of endoplasmic reticulum membrane; membrane. Gene Ontology annotation, molecular function: aspartic endopeptidase activity, intramembrane cleaving. NCBI's taxonomy places the organism in Eukaryota, Fungi, Ascomycota, Sordariomycetes, Glomerellales, Glomerellaceae. The record is from RefSeq and is a predicted model, not a curated record.
UAACGGACGAGCAUCAACUUCCAUCGCUUCGCACAAAUUGUCCAGCUUCAAUCACAGGUCUGCUGCGCUAAAGUUUUGCACCAAUUUUGUAAGCAUGGCUUCGUCAGCGGUGCCUAGCCCGAUCACCCCUCCCUUCGACCAGAUCACACACAACAUCACCGGCAACGUCACGACCGGCAAUGGCACGUCUGCUGUGCCGGAGUGGGACCUUCACUUUUACGCCAGCCUCUUCACCAUAGAGGCUAAACUCAUCUUCAGCGCCUUGGCCACCAUCUACAUUGGCGCCCAUGGCUCCCUUCGUCGUCCUCCCUCGGCCGCCCCUGCAAAACGUAAGGACGGGGAACGUGAGCGCAAGGAGGAUGAACCCAUCACUGAGGGUCUCCUGCCGACCGACGCCAUCCUCUUCCCACUCCUCGCCGGUGCCAUGUUGAUCGGUCUCUACUACCUCAUCCAAUGGCUACAGGACCCGGCGAUUCUCAACAAGAUCCUGAGGGUGUAUAUGUCCGUGAUGGGCGUUGCUAGCUUGUCCACCUUGAUCGCGCACUCGCUGCAGGUCGCCGUGGGUUUCGUGUUUCCCAAUUAUUUCCGACACAAUGGCUCGCUGUACCGUGUCGAUGACGAUGACGAAUCUUUCAUCCAGUUCACGGGAGAGGAGACGGACCGGAACAACGCACAGUUUCUCCAGAAGAGCAAUCCGUUGCCGUUCGCUCUCCGCUCCCUCAUCCCGUUCAAUAGAAUCAAUGUCAAUCGAUUCCUCUGGGAUCUACGCCAUGUCUUGACUGACGAGUGGACAGUCAAGGCCAAGGUCCACGGUCUCUUCCGAGAAAAGUUUCACAUCUCCGCCCUCCAUGUCACCGGCUUCAACUUGGCUGCCACGGCUGUCUUUGCCUACUUCAUGUCUGGGUCGCCUUUCCUCUCCAACUUGAUGGGCUAUGGCUUCUGCUACGGAUCAUUCCUGAUCAUGUCGCCGACGACCUUCGCUACCGGCAGCCUAGUGCUGAUGGGGCUGUUCUUUUACGAUAUUGUCAUGGUCUUCUACACGCCUUACAUGAUCACCGUCGCCACCAAACUUGACGUUCCCAUUAAGCUCCAAUUCCAGUCUGCGGCUAGAUCCAGCAUUCUCGGCCUCGGAGACAUCGUUGUCCCCGGCAUCGUCAUGUGCCUCGCCCUCCGUUUCGACAUGUGGCGGCACUACCAGCAACAAAUCAAGUACGUUCCGACCGACUUGAAGUCUGACCAGCAUGACGCCCAUUCAGGAGAUGUCGUCACUGUUAGUGAGACCCAGCACAUGGCCCAGAAGGCCACCUACCUCGAUAUUACCGGAUGUUGGGGAGAUUGGUUCUGGUCUUCUUCGUGGCUGGGCCUGCUCAAGGGCGGACAAGAGAUGCCCCCCCCGACUGUGCGAGGAUCAACCUUCCGCAAGACCUACUUCAACGCUUCCUUGAUCGGUUAUACACUGGGAAUGCUGGUUACCCUUUCUAUGCUGACCAUCUUCAAGCAUGGCCAGCCCGCGCUGUUGUACCUGGUCCCUGGGGUUCUCGGUUCCCUGUGGUUGACGGGCCUUGUCCGCGGUGAACUGAAGGAGAUGUGGAUGUACACUGAAGACGGCACCCUGGACACGCGUGACAUUGUGGUUGAGCUGGAUGGCAACGGCAACGUGGUCAAGGAGAUCAAGAAGGACGGCGAAAAGAAUGAAGAAGUGGAGAAGAAGAAGAAGAAGAAGGCUGAGGACGAGAAGGCUUUGCGCGAGAAGGAUGCGGCUCAUAAGGAGAAUAUCGAGAAGACCGAGUACAGCCUCGUCUCGUUCUCUGUUACUGCUCCGCUUAGAAAGCCGAAGUCGCAAUGAGCUAGGGACAAAGACCCGGGCGGUUUAAGUAUCAGGGCGAAGAAGUGCAAGACUCCGACGGACGAUUUAUUUGGCGGCGUUGUGGUAUAGACUCGGACAUGGUCAGCGGG